Aplosporella prunicola CBS 121167 is the source of this 2255-nucleotide messenger RNA. RefSeq lists its product as uncharacterized. Bases 364 to 2190 code for a protein of 608 amino acids. The record is from RefSeq and is a predicted model, not a curated record. The transcript has 3 exons. NCBI's taxonomy places the organism in Eukaryota, Fungi, Ascomycota, Dothideomycetes, Botryosphaeriales, Aplosporellaceae.
CAGCCGGGGAUCAGCCGAUGGCAUGUCGCUGGGCCCUUCCCGCCGCCAUGACGUUGGAGCUCUCGUGCUUCCCAGAGCCUCACGGCGACUUCAAGACUUGCUUCACGUGUCCCUCUGACUGUUGAUGUCGACAUCAUCUCCGAUCAGCCGCCGUCGAGCCGAGGCUGAGACCGGCAAAAUGAUGCCGCAAUCGUCGUCGCCAUAACGUAACUGCCGUCCGCCAUCCCCGCAAAUCGGAGAUAGGAAAUAGUCCCGCUACCCAGGUACGUGCUGCUACCUACCCCUCAUAUCUUCUUUCUCUGCACUCUACUUCACUUCAAAGCGUGCCGUCGCGUAGACCGAAUUGCGGUCAGUGUAGUCAUCAUGCCUCUUAACGCCAAUGCCAUAUACCCCGCCACAGACCCCGAAUUCGUCGCUUUCCCCAGCCGGCGGAGUACCGUCCACAGCACCAAGGGCAUUGUCGCCUCGACCCAACCUCUUGCUACCCAAGCCGGUAUCAGAACCCUGAGAGAUGGCGGAAACGCUGCCGAUGCUGCUGUUGCUGUGGCAGCCGCCCUCAAUAUGACUGAACCGGGCUCAACUGGCAUUGGAGGGGACUGCUUCUGCCUUUUCUACGAUGCGAAGACGAAGAAGGUGCACGCCAUGAACGGCUCAGGGCGUUCUGGUGCGAACGUGACUCUGGAGACGAUCCGAAAGGACCUCGGCAUUCCAGAGGGCGAGUCUGGGAGCAUUCCCAUGAGUAGCGUGCAUGCUGUCACUGUUCCCGGUGCUGCAGCAGGCUGGGUCGAUGCGGUAGAGAGGUUUGGCAGCGGGAAGCUAUCCUUGGAACAGAUCCUCACGCCGGCCAUUGAACUGGGUGAGCAGGGAUUCCCUGUAUCCGAGCUGUCCUCCACAUUUUGGCAUACAAGCGAAAGCGCGAUCCGCAAGGCAUCUCCCAACUUUGCCGAGAUGUUAAAAAAAGAUCCAAAUGCGCCAAAUUGUUACCGGGCACCCAAACCCGGCGAGAUCUUCAAGAACCCGACUUUGGCUAACACUUUCCGGCUGCUUGGCAAGCAUGGGAAAAAGGGGUUCUACGAGGGCCCUGUGGCUGAAGCGCUGAUCAAGGUCGUGCAAGACCUGGGCGGACGUCUGACGCUGGAUGAUUUGAAGAAGCACGCUGAGCUUGGCAGUGAGCCGGUUGAUGCCAUUUCACUGAAAUUUAACGGCCAAAAUGUUGGCAAGAAGCAUAGUGUCCACAUGAACGACAAUGCGGAUCAGGGUGUGGAGGUUUGGGAGCAUCCGCCAAACGGCCAGGGAAUUGUGGCUCUGAUGGCUCUGGGCAUGCUGGAAGAAUUGGAGAAAGCGGGCAAGAUUCCUGCCUUCAAAACAGGGGACCACAAUUCUGCCGAGCAUUUGCACGCUGUCGUCGAGGUCCUGCGGAUUGCCUUUGCCGACGCCAACUGGUGGAUUACUGACCCGAACGUCGAGAAGGUGCCGACUCAGGAGCUCAUCUCUCAAAAAUACCUGGCCGAGCGCGCGAAACUCUUCGAUCCGAACAAAGCUUCGGACGUUUUGCACCACGGGUCCCCGGCGCAUAACCACAGCGACACCGUCUACUUUUGCUGCACAGACUCGGAAGGUAACGGUAUAUCGUUCAUCAACAGCAACUACGGUGGCUACGGCACCGCCAUCAUCCCCAAGGAUUGCGGCUUCACGCUGCAGAACCGUGGGGCGAACUUUGUGCUCAUCGAGGGACACCCGAACGUGCUGGCGCCGAGCAAGCGGCCCUAUCACACGAUCAUCCCGGCCAUGAUCACGAACCCGAGUGAUGGCAGCCUGCAUACGGUGUACGGUGUCAUGGGCGGUUUCAUGCAGCCGCAGGGCCACGUGCAAGUGCUGCUCAACAUGCUGGCCUUUGACCUCACGCCGCAGGCGGCCUUGGACGCGCCGCGCGUGUGCAUUGGGGCAGGCAUGCCGGAUCAGAGCAACAAGCAAAAGGUGGUGGACCGUACGGUGUACCUAGAGGAGGGCAUCAAGCAGUCGGUGGCGGACAAGCUGGCGGCCAUGGGCCACAAGGUUCGGAUGGUGAGUGGACACUCACGGGGGCUGUUUGGACGCGGGCAAGUGAUCCGGAGCCACGUGGAGGAGGGGCAGGUGGUUUAUAGCGCAGGCAGCGAUCCGCGGGGGGAUGGGGCAGCGAUGCCUUUGUAGGGUACUACGUAGAUCGUCACAAUGGGAAGUCACGUCCACCUGUCGGGGUUAAGACUGGACCGAGG